This is a messenger RNA of Daktulosphaira vitifoliae (grape phylloxera), 2455 nucleotides long. It is a transcript of the gene Hip14, whose product is annotated as palmitoyltransferase Hip14. Gene Ontology annotation, molecular function: palmitoyltransferase activity; protein binding. The transcript has 3 exons. NCBI's taxonomy places the organism in Eukaryota, Metazoa, Arthropoda, Insecta, Hemiptera, Phylloxeridae. Bases 229 to 2100 code for a protein of 623 amino acids. Gene Ontology annotation, biological process: protein palmitoylation. The record is from RefSeq and is a predicted model, not a curated record. Gene Ontology annotation, cellular component: Golgi membrane.
GCAUAACAAGUAUUAUCAAACAUCUCAAGAUCUCAACCUGUCGGUUGACUUAUGACAGAAUUCGUUAUUUAUGUUUAAUUAAUACUUUUCGAAAUGAAAUGUAGCAGUGUAGGACUUAAAAUAAAGAUUAUGUACAAUUUUCAAACACUUGUCUAAACUAAUUGUGCGUUUUAUAAUUUUAAAUAACCAGAGUACUCCUUGUGAAUAAGGAUUGAAUUUUAUUAGAAAAUGCAAUCUGCUUGUAGUCAUGUCAGUCUUAUACGAGAUGGCUGUGGAGCUAUAUCAUCUGCUCAAAAUACAAUGGAAACGGCACCAGUAUUUACUGCAAAAACAACAAAUACUCGAAAACCAAUAAUUCCUGAGCAUGAAAUAAAAAAUUUUGAUAUUGUAAAAGCUACUCAGUAUGGGUUAUUAGAUAGAUGUAUAGAACUUGUAGAGAAUGGAUUUGAUGUUAAUACACCAGAUCCUCAAAAUAUACAUUUGUUACAUUGGGCUGCUAUUAAUAAUAAAGUAGAUGUGAUCAAAUAUUAUAUAUCUAAAGGAGCUAAUGUAGAUGCAAUAGGAGGUGACUUACGAGCAACUCCUUUACAUUGGGCAACGAGACAAGGACAUUUAGCUACCGUUGUAUUAUUAAUGAGUGAAGGAGCCAAUCCCUGUUUUUUUGAUAUUGAAGGGCAUACUUGUCUUCAUGUUGCUGCACAAUUUGGAUUUACAGCAAUUGUAGCUUACAUGAUUGCCAAAGGAGUUGAUGUUAAUCUAAGAGAUAAAGACGGGAUGACUGCUUUAAUGUGGAGUUCAUAUAAAUCAUUAGGAGUGGAUCCUACCAAACUUUUAAUAACUCUUGGGGCAUCCAUGUCUAUACAGGAUGAUGUUCAUAGAAAUACUCCACUUCAUUGGGCUCUUAAUAGUCGGAACCCAACUGCCAUUAGUACUCUAGUCAUGAGAGGGUCUCCUCUUACAAUAAAAAAUUCUGUUGGUUGUACAGCUUUACAAGUACUAAAUGAAUCAAGGUCAGAAAUUUGGGUUGGUUUGAAUACAUUAAAAAAAAUUGAUGAGAUACUAAAACCAAAAAAUAGUUUAUUGAAGUCUAAUGAACAAACAAUAUCUAUUGUUGUAGUAGUUGCUGUGUUUUAUUUAAUUGGUAGUAUCUUAGACUCUCAUAUGUUAUAUGUAGUAAAAAUAUGUUGCAUAAUAGCAGGAUAUUUAAUUAUGUAUAAAUUAAAUCAAUCUUAUUCAGUUGUAUCAGAAACAUUACCAGUAUCGGUAUAUUUUGCCACUAAAUUUUGGAUGUAUUUUACAUGGAUAUUUUGGAUUAUGCCUGCUGUGGGUUUUUUAAGUUCUAUAUUUUUCUUCAUUGUUACUUCUUUGCUUUGCUAUAACUUUUUUUAUAGCUGGAAAGGUAAUCCAGGUUAUGUACCAAAUGAUAUAAACGAUCAAUAUGCAGCAAUUAUAGAACUAGCUGAAAGUUCUGGAUUCAGUUCAGAUAUAUUUUGCAGUACAUGUCUAAUUAAAAAACCAAUACGAUCAAAACAUUGUAGCGUGUGUAAUAGGUGUGUGGCCAAAUUUGAUCAUCAUUGUCCAUGGGUAAACAACUGUAUAGGAGUUAAAAAUCAUCAAUACUUUAUUGGUUAUCUUUUGAGUUUGGUAACAGCCUGUGUGUUAUUAAUAUAUGGUUGCAUAAGUUAUUUAAAAUUAGUCUUUUAUUUUAAUGAUGAAGCAGAUGAAGUUAAUUUUUUAGUUGCUACUUGGGAAAUGAUUAAACUAGACUCAUGGGUUGGGUGGGUCAUGAAUAAUGCCAUUUUGCAUUCAGUUUGGGUAACGAUAUUGUUAUGUUGUCAAAUAUAUCAAAUAAUUUGGCUUGGUAUGACAACAAAUGAGCGUAUAAAUGCAGCUAGAUAUGAACACUUUGUUCAAGAAGGUAAGAGCUACUUAAGUCCAUAUCAUCGUGGAAAGUUACUCAAUUUUUUUGAUUUUGUACAACUUCGAUUCUUACGUAAUAAAUGUGUUGAUAAUAAAGUGUGGUUCAAAUAUUAUGAUUUCAAUUUUUUUGUAGAAAAAGAACUAAAAUUACAUGUAAAAUAUAAUUCUGAAUAUGUUUGAAAUAUAGACCUAUGGAUUAUUAAGUAAUUUAAUUACAGUUACUUUAAGUCAAUCCUAUAUUUUUAUGUGAUUUUGUUAUAAGUGGCAUUAUAAUUUAAUUAUAAUGUAUUACAUAUUUAUGUAUAUGACAUAUUGUGUCCAGUGUAUAUACAUUUUUUGUAUACUCGUAGUGUAUUUGAGAUUUUAAGGAAUACUAUUCAAGAACUGACUGAAAUUUAAAUAACUUACUAACUUAUUUUUCAUUUAUUUAAUUAUAUUUAUUUAUGUAACUAUUGUUAAGAGAUUUGUUAUCCUAUAAAAUAUACUUAAACAUUGAUCAGGAAUAUUAUUAAAUAUAUUUGUAUGCUUACUUAAA